Messenger RNA from Conger conger (European conger), 1254 nucleotides. RefSeq names its product opioid-binding protein/cell adhesion molecule homolog. The transcript is spliced from 8 exons. The record is from RefSeq and is a predicted model, not a curated record. Bases 249 to 1160 code for a protein of 303 amino acids. Gene Ontology annotation, cellular component: neuron projection. NCBI's taxonomy places the organism in Eukaryota, Metazoa, Chordata, Actinopteri, Anguilliformes, Congridae.
GGGAAUGUGUUGAGAUUUUUCAGCCACCCAGUACGCAACUGAAGGGGUUUUUUAAAUAUCGGCAAAUUCAGCACCGCAGAAAGCUUACCAUUUUUUGAGGACGGGAAAGUUUGUCAGGACUACUGUGCUUUAAACAUGGGGAGUAAUUUAGGCCGUGGAAUGGACUCCCCAAGGAAAUUGGAAAUCGCCUCUCAUUUAUACGAAAAUGAGUGCCCGCUCGGAGUGGAGAAUCGUCUUUUUCAAAACCCAUGGACAACGUCACCGUCAGACAAGGGGAGAGCGCUGUUUUGAAAUGCAUCACGGACAACAAAGUGUCCCGUGUGGCUUGGCUGAACCGCACCACCAUACUGUUCGCCGGACGCGAUAAGUGGUCCUUAGACCCGCGGGUGGUCCUGCUCGACAACACGGCCAUCACGGAGUACAGCAUAAAGAUCCAGAACGUGGACGUUCACGACGAGGGCCCAUACGUGUGCUCCAUCCUGACCAACAAGAAGCCCAAGUCCUCCAGAGUCCACCUCAUCGUACAAGUUCCGGCAAAGAUCUCUAACGUGUCGGCUGACAUCACGGUGAACGAGGGCAGCAACAUCACGCUCAUGUGUCUGGCCAUCGGGAGACCGGAGCCCACCAUCAUAUGGAAGCACCACCUAAACAGAGGCCAUAAAGUGAUGAACGAAGGCGAAUAUGUGGAGAUCACAGCGAUCACCAAAGAGCAGUCGGGCAUCUACGAGUGCAGCGCCAACAACGACGUGUCGGCCCCUGACGUCAGGACUGUGCACGUCACCGUGAACUAUCCUCCCUACAUUUUGAAUGCCAGGAGCACCGGCGCCCCUGUUGGUCACAAGGGCAUUCUGCAGUGUGAGGCGUCCGCAGUGCCCAUCGCAGACUUUGAGUGGUACAAAGAAGACCGCAGGCUCCUCAGCGGACUUAACGGAGUAAAAAUUGAAACCAAAGGCAAAGAAUCCAUGCUCGUCUUCUUCAACGUGUCUGAAGAGGAUUAUGGAAACUACACCUGCGUUGCCCUAAACAAUAUGGGGCACACAAACGCAAGCAUAAUUUUGUACGGACCGGGCGCGGUGCACGAAGUCAACAGGGCGACCCUCUCCCCCCACUCGCUGCGCCUGCUCUGGACUGUGACUUUGCUCGGCCUUUUCAAGUUUUGAUGCAGCUGCGCCCACAUCCAGAGUCCCUCAGCAUCCCAACACAACAGACUUUUAGUUUCAUCCGAGAACAGGAGCUCCAACAACACUCGUUUUU